AUGUUAGUGCAAGCUUAUAACCUAGUGGCUCAUUCCUUCCUUCUCUUCCUCUUAUUCUCUUGCAUUAUAUCUACAAAUAUCCAUGCCUGCAAACAAACUGAACACAGCUCCCUCCUGUCCUUUGCCUCCACUCUAUCUUCUCCUCCUUUAAAUUGGACAUCCCUUGAUUGUUGUCGUUGGAAGGGCAUCACUUGUGAUCAAGAUGGUUGGGUCACCCGUUUGCUCUUACCUUCCAAAGGGCUCAAAGGAGGUAUCUCUCCCUUUUCACUUGCAAAUCUCACCCAUCUCACCCACUUGAACCUUUCCCACAAUUCACUGUAUGGUUCACUUGAAACUCAAUUCUUCUUGUCUUUGAAUCAACUUGAGAUCCUUGAUUUGAGCUAUAACCGUCUUUGUGGAGAACUACCACUUUCUCUACCAUCUAUUAAUAUACGGACAGUUGAUUUGUCCAGCAAUCACUUCUUUGGUGCAAUUCCAUCUUCAUUCUCAUUCUUCUUGUCUUUGAAUCAACUUGAGAUCCUUGAUUUGAGCUAUAACCGUCUUUUUGGAGAACUACCACUUUCUCUACCAUCUAUUAAUAUACGGACAAUUGAUUUGUCUAGCAAUCACUUCUUUGGUGCAAUUCCAUCUUCAUUCUUCCAACAAGCAAGCAACUUGACUAGUUUCAAUGUCAGCAACAAUACCUUCACAGGGUAUGUCCCAUCAUCUAUUUGUCUCCAACAUUCUUCUCCCUUCCUUAGGCUAUUGGAUUUUUCUUCCAAUGUAUUCAGCGGCAACCUUGCUCCUGGGCUAGGGAAGUGUUCCAAACUGCAGGUUUUUCGUGCCGGUCACAAUAACCUCUCAGGAUUAUUUCCAAAGGAUAUUUAUAAUGCUACAAAACUUGAAGAAAUUGCAUUACCUCUCAAUUCACUACAUGGAGCCAUUAGUGAUAAAAUUAUCAACCUCACUAACCUCGCAACCCUUGAUCUCUACUAUAAUCAUUUUGGCAGCGAGCUUCCUCUCAAUUUGGGGAAGCUAUCUAAGUUGAAGUUUGUGAACUUUGAUUUCAACAAUUUAGAAGGUACUUUGCCCCCAUCUUUGAUGAAUUGCACAAAACUUGUAGAAUUGCGUUUGGGAUCCAACAACUUGGAAGGAGAUAUCUCCAUGCUUGAUUUUUCCAGACUUAGUCAACUUACUAAACUUGACCUAAUGAUGAAUAACUUCACUGGUACGGUUCCAGUAAGCCUUUACUCAUGUCGGUCCUUAAAAGCCAUUCGGUUGACUUGGAAUCAUCUAGAGGGACAAAUAGAAGCUGAGAUUCUUUCAUUGAAAUCCCUGUCCUUCCUCUCUCUUGGUUACAAUCAAUUCACCAACCUCACAGGGGCAAUGAAGAUAUUUUUGAGUUGCAAAAGUCUUCACGCACUCUUGCUUAGUGGUUCGUUUGUGGGUGAGGGAAUGCCAUCUGAUGAUGACAUGGUUGAUUUUCAUGGAUUCCAAAAUCUUCGGGUCUUGGCUUUGGAAAGUUCUAACCUCACUGGUCAAAUACCUCUAUGGUUAUCAAAGCUCAAGAAUCUAGAGAUCUUGUGUCUAAGUUCUAAUCAAAUCACAGGGCCAAUUCCAAGUUGGUUGGGGACUCUUCCUAAACUAUUUUAUAUAAGAUUGUCAGACAACCGAAUUUCAGGUGAAUUUCCAAAGCAACUUUGUCGACUACCAAGUUUGCUUUAUGAACCUAAUAUUGCAUCUCAAGUAGACGAAUAUGAAUUUGAAUUUCCUCUCACUAGCAACAGCGUCAGCAUAAAUGGAAAUCAAACUUUUCCACAGCAAAAAUUGUAUUUUUUACCAGGAUGGAUAGACGUAUCUAACAAUAACAUUAGUGGUUAUAUACCUGCUGAGAUAGGCCAAUUGCAGCUUCUCCGCAAGUUGGCUCUUGACUCCAACAACUUCUCCGGCAUCAUUCCAGACCAAAUAUCUAACCUAAAAAAUUUAGAAGUAUUGGACCUUUCCACGAAUCACUUGUCUGGAAUAAUCCCAUCAUCAUUGGUGAGUCUUAAUUUCUUGAAAGAAUUUAAUGCCUCAUACAAUAAUCUUGAAGGACCAAUACCAACCGCGCAUUCUUCCUUUCAAAAUCCUUUAUAA
Molecule: messenger RNA, 2115 nt
Organism: Prunus avium (sweet cherry)
Lineage: Eukaryota; Viridiplantae; Streptophyta; Magnoliopsida; Rosales; Rosaceae
Source: RefSeq, a predicted model, not a curated record